Chlorocebus sabaeus (green monkey) is the source of this 6107-nucleotide messenger RNA. It is a transcript of the gene SLC35D3, whose product is annotated as solute carrier family 35 member D3. The record is from RefSeq and is a predicted model, not a curated record. Lineage: Eukaryota; Metazoa; Chordata; Mammalia; Primates; Cercopithecidae.
CCGUACCCGGCCAAAAUUUUAAAUUACCCUUUGACCCAGCAAUUUCACCUCUAGGAUUCCCUCUCUCCCCUUUUCCCAAAAUACCUGUAGAAGUAUGGCUAUGUCCAAGGGUAUUUAUUACAUCAUUUGCUAAAACCCAAAUGCCUGUCUACAGAAAGGGUAUACUGUAGAACAGUUAUUGAAAAUAAUAAGUCAUUUGAAAAAAUAUGCUAUUUCUAUGUAAAAAAUCACUCCAAAACUUAGUAGUUUUAAACAACACACAUUUAUCAUCUCACAGUUUCUAUAGGUCGGGAAUUCAGAAACAACUGAGUUGUUUGAGCUCAGGUUUUCUCAUGACACCACAGUUAUUUCCAUGGUUAUCAGACCUCAAUUACUCAACCACAUUGGGACUCUCCAUAGGCAGAAUGUCCCUACAAUGUGGCAUUCGGCUUCCCCAGACUUAAUGAUACAAGAAAAAGGACAUACAAGAUGGAAGCAUCAGUGUUUUAUAAACUAAAGUCAGGAGUGACCUCCGUCACUUCUGCCAGGUUCUGUUAGCUACACAGACCAACCCUGGUACAGCGUGGGAGGAGUUAACAUAAGGGUGUGAAUGUGGGGAAGCAGGUAUCACUGGGGACUAUCUAGAAGGCUAAUUCCCAUAAUACGCUUUUUAAAGUAGGAAAUUAUAGACAAAUAUAUAUGAUAUCCUGGUUUUGUUAUUUUUUUAAAGGGGGAGUUUGUGUGUGUAUAAACAUACAUACAAAAAGGCUGAAAGGUUCCACACUGAACACAGCAAGCUCUAUGUUGUAGGGUUGGGGAUGGUGAACACUGAAGAGAGCGUGUUUACUUAUUUAUAAAUUUGUUUUUCUCUUAUGUACCACCAUGAGCAUGUGUUACUUUUACAAUUAAAAAUAAUGAAAUAAGCUUUCAAAGAGACUGUAUUUCCUUCUCCAGGAAGCCUUCUCUGCUACUGCUAUCAAGCUGAUGUACUUGCCCUCCUGGCGCUCCCAUUUUCUGCCACACAAUCCCACUGUUGCUAAGGACGAAGGCGAUGUGUUCAUCUUUGAGUCCUCUGUGGCUAACAGAGUACCUAGGCACAAAAUACUUGUAGUAUAUGUUUGUUGAAUGAAUGGAUAAACUAAAGGAUUUAUUUAAUGCCAUUAAUAUUUAUUGAGUAGCUCCAAAGAUGAUGUGCUUGAGUCUAGAUCCUUGGUACCCUGAUACCAAUAGGUCAAAUAGCUAUUUGACCUUUAGAUCUACAUUUUUGUUCAUUUAACCUUGCUAAACAUGGUAUUCUUAGUUUUUCACAAUUUUUAAAACGAGCUCAUCUAGUAUCUGGUUUUGUGGGAGAUGGGGGUUAAGGGUUUUUUCUUUCCAAAAGAAUUAUAUGCAACAAAGUGGAGAAAAUGUGCGAUUUUAUGCCACUGUAGGUUUCAAAUAUUAAGCUAAAUUGUCUUGCCUAAAUGAGAAGAGUAAGAUAGCUGAAUCAGCCCCAAAUCUUUUACCUAAUGUUAGUAUCACAAAUGGAUGCAAUUAUAAUUGCGGGCAGAAAUGAAUCAUUCCAAAGGUAGGUCUGUGCAGCCACUUCUUUAUAUUAAUAAUAUGCACUUGGGAUGGCUUAAAUCAGCCACACUUUCAUUGGAAUAGUCUCUAGAAGCAGAAAUCUGUUAUUUGCCGAUGUCUAUAAGUUAAUUUUCAGAGUUUUUAAUCAAUAUAUUUUGAAUAUACAGUUAUACCACACACAUACACAUAAUGUGAACUGGUGCUUCAGACUUCAUUAUUUCCUAAAUAACAUUAACUCUAGAAAAAGAGUCACUUAAACAGCCAAUAGUAUGUAACCACAAGUUUUAGCAACAAAAACCAAGAGCUCCCCAGAGAACCGGAAGCACGUGUUUCAGUAUAAUGCUUUCCAGCUAUUCCUGGAAAGUUGGCACCCUGGGCCAUUCACAAACACUUUUUUGAGUGCCCACCUGUGGGGGGCAGGGAGGUGGCCCUCCUAGGCGCCGGGCACCUGAGCUGAGGGACUGGUUGACACCGAGCUCUCUAGAGCUCACCAAAGUGAGCAUCCAAAGCCCAAAAUGCUGGCCCAAAUGAAGGGCUGCCGUGAUGCUGCUGAUUCCUGCUGUAAUUUUUUUUUCUUCCCCUGUUGCAGUAAAUCACGACUUCAACACCUUGGCUGAAGUGUGUCGCAUUCAGCACAGAGAUGGAAGUAAGAGGCAGAAAACAGAAGAACCGAGAGAGAAAUGGAUCCUGUCUAUUAAGGCAACGUGAUGCAGCGUUAAAAGGUUAGGAGGUUGCGAUCCCCGGGGCUAAGAGAAAUAAACUGCUGGCGGUGAACGAAAGGGGUGCUGGAGCGCAGCGAUCUCGAACCUUUCCCUUACAGCCAAACCCUGGCCAAUGCCACAAAUUUCAAAUCGCCUUAAAACUAAACUGUCUGGCGCUUAACGGUUCCAUCGGCUGGGCGAAACCCUUGGCUGCUGCUGAUUUAACUACAGGUCCGCACGAGUUACUUUCCAGGGAACUGAAUUCAGAAGAAAGAGUCACCGAAGCCUUACUCCCAUCCCAAAAUUAGAAUUCCCUUUUUCUUAGUCAUAUAGGAAAAACACAGUUCACAAGUCCUGCUGUGCAAAGGUGUGAACCCUGGCCCAGGGAGGUGGUGACUCCCUCACCCUCUGCCUCCGGGUUAUCCUGCUUCCGAAAGCAACCCACGACGGUCCCGCAGGGUGAGGGUUCCCUGGAAUCAGUUCCCUGGGAUCCGGAGAAUGCUACGCGGAGUCUCCCUACAGGGUGAGGGGCCCCGGGUUCCCGCCCCCUCCCCUUCUACUCCCCCAUUCUGCGAGCGCAGCCAGCCUUCUCCCACGCUUCGGGAAGCGUCGCCCCCGAGCUUCUCGGUUCCUGGUCGUGGCUACUUGCGGUUGUGACUUCGUUUGUGCGCGUUUGCUUAUUUACAUCUUUGCCUCAAUUCUAAUGUGUGUCCCCGCCACCAGGCUCCGCUGCUGUACGAGACCACUGAACCCCCUGAAAGCUUCCCCGGAGCCGCGCGCAUAAUCCCGGGACCCUCUCUGGAAGGCGAGCCGAUAGCGGUGCGCGUGGCCUGGCACCGGAAGGAGCCAGCUUCCGGGCUCCGAGGCACCCCCGGACAGCGCCCCGGGCCGCUGGUUCCUCCUCUGAUACCAGGGCGUGGGCGCCGGGAUCGGGAGCUUCGGGAGCCCGCCGGCACCGACGGUUUUCGCUUCCCUGGCGGGCAGCUGGACGAGGUCCCGCCGCUGCACCGGGAGGGACCGUGGGUAGAAAAAGCCGCUGCAGCGCCGGGGCGAUGGGGCUGGGGGCACCGUCACUUGUUGCGACCAAUAAACGGCGCUCGAUCCUGAUGCGCUGUUUCUAAAAUCUUUAGCUGUGUCCGGAUCCCUCCAACCCAAGCCCCUCGGCUGGAAGGGGCAAGCGAGAGCCCCUGGCGCUAUGGGAGGAGAGGGGCGCCGCGCCCCAAGAGCCCCCGUCCCGCUCUGCGGCAGCCGCCCCGGGGCGCCCAGCCGCCCGCUUCCCUCAGCAGAGCGUCUUCCCUGACGGUGAAACCGCGCGGGACACAACCCACCGCGGCUCAUCACCCACUUACAAAUAGCUGUCGCUAGGAUUCCCGCCACUCCUCUCAGACCGGCCCCCCCCGCCACCUCUGCCACUUUUCGGAGUCCCCCGCCCUCGUCACUGCCUCCCCGGAGCUGCGGGGCAGUCGGACGCAGAGCUGCCCAACCGCGAGAACGCCCGGCCAGAGCUGCCCUCUGCAGCCGAGCCGGCGCCCCCUGCCCUUCACUGUCGCGCUGGGCGGGCGCCCCCGCCGCCCUCACUCCGCUCCUCCCGGCUCCUCGCGCGCAGGUCGCGGAGCUCCGCCACCGCUGGGUGCAGCGAGGCCGGCGCGAUGCGGCAGCUGUGCCGGGGACGAGUGCUGGGCAUCUCGGUGGCCAUCGCGCACGGGGUCUUCUCGGGCUCCCUCAACAUCUUGCUCAAGUUCCUCAUCAGCCGCUACCAGUUCUCCUUCCUGACCCUGGUGCAGUGCCUGACCAGCUCCACGGCGGCGCUGAGCCUGGAGCUGCUGCGGCGCCUCGGGCUCAUCGCCGUGCCCCCUUUCGGUCUGAGCCUGGCGCGCUCCUUCGCAGGGGUCGCGGUGCUCUCCACGUUGCAGUCCAGCCUCACGCUCUGGUCCCUGCGCGGCCUCAGCCUGCCCAUGUACGUGGUCUUCAAGCGCUGCCUGCCCCUGGUCACCAUGCUCAUCGGCGUCCUGGUGCUCAAGAACGGCGCGCCCUCGCCGGGGGUGCUGGCGGCCGUGCUCAUCACCACCUGCGGCGCCGCCCUGGCAGGAGCCGGCGACCUGACGGGCGACCCCAUCGGGUACGUUACGGGAGUGCUGGCGGUGCUGGUGCACGCCGCCUACCUGGUGCUCAUCCAGAAGGCCAGCGCUGACACAGAGCACGGGCCCCUCACCGCGCAGUACGUCAUCGCCGUCUCCGCCACUCCGCUGCUGGUCAUCUGCUCCUUUGCCAGCACCGACUCCAUCCACGCCUGGACCUUCCCUGGCUGGAAGGACCCAGCUAUGGUCUGCAUCUUCGUGGCCUGCAUCCUGAUCGGCUGCGCCAUGAACUUCACCACACUGCACUGCACCUACAUCAACUCGGCCGUGACCACCAGCUUCGUGGGCGUGGUAAAGAGCAUCGCCACCAUCACGGUGGGCAUGGUAGCCUUCAGCGACGUGGAACCCACCUCUCUGUUCAUUGCCGGCGUGGUGGUGAACACCCUGGGCUCCAUCAUUUACUGUGUGGCCAAGUUCAUGGAGACCAGAAAGCAAAGCAAGUACGAGGACCUGGAGGCCCAACCCAGGGGAGAGGAGGCGCAGCUAAGUGGAGACCAGCUACCAUUCGUGAUGGAGGAGCUGCCUGGGGAGGGAGGAAAUGGCCCGUCAGAAGGUGGGGAGGCAGCAGAUGGCCCCAAUCAGCAGAGCAAGCAAGAGGUCAGGGGCAGCCCCCGAGGAGUCCCGCUGGUGGCUGGGAGCUCUGAAGAAGGGAGCAGGAGGUCGUUAAAAGAUGCUUACCUCGAGGUGUGGAGGUUGGUUAGGGGAACCAGGUAUAUGAAGAAGGAUUAUUUGAUAGAAAAUGAGGAGUUACCCAGUCCUUGAGAAGGAGAUGCACGUAUGUACCUAUGUACAUACACUUAUUUUAUAUGUUAGAAAUGACAUGUUUUAAUGAGAGGCCUCCCCAUUUUAUUCUUUGAGGAGUGGGAAAGGGAAGAAAAGAAAGAAGCUGAAAGGUACUGACACAGAGCAACAAAAUUAGCACCUGUGUGAAUUAUUUAGUGUGACUUCACCUGAGGCAUCACAGAGACAAAAGAAUGUGAAGGUACUUAACAAAGUAAGGCAAUGGUUUCUGCUUCAGACUCCUGGCACAUUUAAUUUUUGUCAUUAUAACCAUAACUAAAUAUCUGCAUGUACCAAGAGUCCCCAAGCCACCCCCUCCAAAGAUGGAGUGUAGAAAUGAUGAGAGCACUUAAUAAGUUCAAAGAUGACAUUCAGGGAUGCAUUUUUGAUGAUAGAACUACAGUUUUUAUCGCCAGCUGGGCAAAGAGUAUAUUGCUGAAAUGAUAUAUAAAUAUACUGAAUUGAUGUUUACUGAUUAUAGUCAUCUGAAACACCAUAUUUACUCUGAUUCUACUCACUUGUUUUUUAAAAAUAGGUGUCCUAUUAUUGUAUUAUAUAUUGAUAGAAACUGUUAAAGCUAUUUUGAAAAUAUGAGUUCUUAGCUUUAAUCAUGAAGUCUAAAGUUUGCUUUUAGUAAUUAUUUUAAAAGUUGUUCCAUUCAUUGCUUUAUAAUAUUUAUUAUUGAAUGCCAAACCUGUUUUUGUUGUUGUUGUUGUUGUUGUUGUUUUUUACUGUGUCCAAUAUUCUUUCAAGCAAAAGCAAUGGCUGGAAUAUAAUUCAGAAUUAACUGAAACCCAGCCAGAAGAGGGACCACCUGUAAAGCAAGUCCUUUCAAGUUGUGCUGCACAUCCCAAACCAUGUUACAAAAAGAGCAACUGCUAUAUUCACAUUAUGAUAUUUUUCUAUCUUAAAUUUGUCAAAAUAAAGUAUGAGUCUAAUAUUAAAA